AUGGAGUCACAAGCAGCAGGAACAACCAAACCAGCUCGAGGCGGAAGAAGAGGAGGAUACCGCAAGAAAAGCGUCUCCAAAUCCAUCAAAUCCGGUCUCCAGUUCCCCGUCGGUCGCAUCUCCCGUUACUUAAAAAAAGGUCGUUACGCUAUCAGAUACGGCGCCGGCGCUCCCGUUUACCUCGCCGCCGUUCUCGAAUACCUCGCCGCAGAGGUUCUUGAGUUAGCGGGAAACGCGUCGAGGGAUAACAAGAAGAAUAGGAUAAACCCGAGGCAUCUUUGUUUGGCGAUAAGGAACGAUGAGGAGCUUGGGAAGUUGUUGCACGGUGUGACUAUUGCGAGUGGUGGUGUGCUUCCGAAUAUUAACCCGGUUCUGCUUUCUAAGAGAAGUGCUGGUUCUUCGUCUCAAUGUGAGAAAGCUUCACCAGCUAAAAAGUCUCCCAAGAAGGCGGCUUGAAACGGUGUCGUUUUCUGGUUGUGUCGACUGUCGAUCUAGAAGAAGGAAGAGGAACUUCU
Eruca vesicaria subsp. sativa (arugula) is the source of this 515-nucleotide messenger RNA. The record is from the annotation of a GenBank genome assembly. Lineage: Eukaryota; Viridiplantae; Streptophyta; Magnoliopsida; Brassicales; Brassicaceae.